AUGCCCUUAUGUAAAACUAACGAAAGUAAUAAUUACCGUAUUAAAAGUAUUAAAACUGAUGAUGGCAAAAUAACUUCUUCGGUAAUUGAUAAUGAUCCAACAGGUGGUCGAAUGAACGAUACUACUUCCCUGGUGCUUGUUCCUUGUCAAAAAGUUCAUCCAAAAACACUUGAUAUUUUCUGUGUCGGGGUUCAAAAGUUUCGCUUGAAUAGUUCAUCAAAAGUUCUGAAGAAUGAAACCUUUAAUCCUUUAUAUGAUCAAAAUUCUGAAAGUGAUAUGAUUCAAUCUCGUUUUAUGACAACUAUUGAAAGUUUUGAAUAUAAAAAUGUAUAUGGUGAUUUUAUUACUGUUGAAUGUGAAGAAGAUUGGAAAAUUGCAAAAGUUGAUCGUGAUAUUGUUGAUAAAAUGAGAAUUAUUGUUAGAGUUUCAUCAAAGUGA
Molecule: messenger RNA, 438 nt
Organism: Racocetra fulgida
Lineage: Eukaryota; Fungi; Glomeromycota; Glomeromycetes; Diversisporales; Gigasporaceae
Source: the annotation of a GenBank genome assembly